Messenger RNA from Felis catus (domestic cat), 1092 nucleotides. RefSeq names its product THUMP domain-containing protein 1-like. Gene Ontology annotation, molecular function: RNA binding. The record is from RefSeq and is a predicted model, not a curated record. NCBI's taxonomy places the organism in Eukaryota, Metazoa, Chordata, Mammalia, Carnivora, Felidae. Gene Ontology annotation, biological process: tRNA modification.
GCUUCUCAUAAAGUUAAACUUUCUAUAUAACCCAGCAAUUCUGUUCCUAGGUAUUUACAUAAGUGAAACAAAAUCUGUGUUUUCAAAAAUACAUUACACAAAGUUUUAUACCAGUUUUAUUCAUAGCCCUCAAAACUAGAAAUAAUCCAAAUGCCCCUCAACUGUCAAAUGGAUUAACAAUCUAUGGAACAUAAAGAGGUGAGGAAGCCGGGAAUAGAGGAGAAAGCUGUUUCUCGCUAGCCUUGGUUCUCGCGCGCCAUGGCGGCCCCCGUCCAGCAGCCUCCUCGGUCUAGCGGUGGAAAGCGCAAAGGGAAAGCUCAGUGUGUGCAGGCCAAGGGGGCGCGGCGCUGCGACGGCGGUGGGCCACCGCAGCUGGAACCCGGGCUACAGGGCCUACUCAUUACCUGCAACAUGAACCAGCGCAAGUGCGUGGAGGAGGCCUACAGUCUGCUCAACGAAUACGGCUACGACGUGUACGGGCCGGAAAAGUACAAAGAUCAGCAGCCCUCUGGAAGUGAGGCAGAAGAUGAUGAUGUGGAGGCUGCCUUGAAGAAAGAAGUUGGUGGCAUUAAAGCAUCUACGGAGAUGAAGCUAAGAAGAUUCCAAUCAGUGGAGAGUGGAGCAAAUAACGUAGUCUUCAUCAGGACACUUGGGAUAGAACCUGAGAAAUUGGUACGUCAUAUUCUUCAGGAUAUGUAUAAAACCAAGAAGAAGAAGACUCGGGUUAUUCUACGAAUGUUACCUAUUUCGGGCACAUGCAAGGCUUUCUUAGAAGACAUGAAAAAAUAUGCAGAAACAUUUUUGGAACCCUGGUUUAAAGCUCCAAAUAAAGGGACAUUUCAGAUUGUAUAUAAAUCUCGAAAUAACAUCCACAUGAAUAGAGAAGAAGUUAUCAAAGAAUUGGCAGGAAUAGUAGGCAGCCUCAAUUCGGAAAAUAAAGUGGAUCUUACCAAUCCACAGUACACAAUGGUAGUGAAAAUCAUUAAAGCUGUCUGUUGCCUGAAAAAAAAAAAUCUAUGGAACAUCUAUGCAAUGGAAUAUUACUCAUCAGUAAAAAAAGAGUGGACUAAACGCUGACGAAUUUCAAGUGCA